GGGAAGGUGUAGAUAGUGAGAGCCAGAAAAAGAGGGAGCAAAUAAAGGAGGAGAGUGAGACAUGGAAGCUAUGACUGAGACCCCAGAGGCAAUCCUAAAAGAGAACUUUCCAGGAGAACAGUCAUUACAAGGGGUAAAAGUAGAAAAACUCAGAGGGGGCAAAUGGUGCCACUCCACUUUGGGGAACUGUAGGGAAAGUGAAAGCCAUAAAAAGAGGCAGCAGGCAAAACAGGAGAGUGAUGUGAGAAAAAUUAUGAAAUGUCAGAAGAUUCACACUGGAGACAAAAGUUAUAAAUAUUGUAAUGAAUGUGGGCAAGGAUUUACUCACAAUUCAAGCCUUAUUGUACACCAGAGAAUUCAUACUGGAGAGAAGCCUUAUAAGUGCAAUGAAUGUGGAAAAGCAUUUACCCGCACCUCAAUCCUUACAGUACAUCAAAGGAUUCAUACUGGAGAGAAGCCUUAUAAAUGCAGUGAAUGUGGGAAAACUUUCAUUCAGAGCUCAAACCUUAUUUUACACCAGAGGAUUCAUACUGGAGAGAAGCCUUAUAAAUGUAAUGAUUGUGGGAAGUCCUUCAUUCAGAGUUCAGACCUUAUUGUACACCAGAAUGUUAAUACCGAGGAGAAGCCUUAUAAAUGCAAUGAAUGUGGGAAAUCCUUCAUUCUGAGUUCAACUCUUAUUGUUCAUCAGAGGAGUCAUACUGGAGAGAAGCCUUUCACAUGUAAUGAAUGUGGGAAAACAUUCAUUCAGAGAUCAGACCUUGUUAAGCACCAGAGGAUUCAUACUGGAGAGAAGCCUUAUAAAUGCAGUGAAUGUGGGAAAGCCUUCAUUGAAAGUUCUACUCUUAUUGUACAUCAGAGGAUUCACACUGGAGAGAAGCCUUAUACAUGUAUUGAGUGUGGGAAAACAUUCAGUCGAAACUCCUACCUGCAUCAACAUCAGAGGAUACAUACUGGAGAGAAGCCUUUUAAAUGUAAUGAAUGUGGGAAAGCCUUCACUCGAAAUUCGAGCCUUAUUCUACACCAGAAGAUUCAUACUGGAGAAAAGCCCUAAAAUAGAAUGAAUGUAGGAAGCUCUUCAUUCAGAAUUCAGCUGUUAUUGAACAUCAGAUGUUUCAUAGAAGAGAUAGAAGCCUUAUAAAUAUAAUGAAUGUGGGAAUGCCUUCAUUCAAAGGUCAGAUCUCAUUAAGCACCAGAGGAGUCAUAUUGGAAAGAAGCCUUAUAAAUCCAACAAGUGUGGAAAUUCCUUCAUUGAGAACUUCAAACUCGUACAUCAAAACAUAACAAAUGUAAUGACUGUGGCAAGACAUUUCCUAGCUGUUGACAUUUUUUUUUCUGCAUUAGAGAAUUCACGAUGGAGAGAAAUCCUUAUUGUAUGUGAGCUGAGGCAUAUUAGAGUAUAGUCUCACAAGUGUAAAUAAUUUGGGAAAACAUUCACUCAGAGUUCAGUGCUUAUUAUACUUCUGAGCAUUCCUAUUGGAAAGAAUACUCAUAAAUACAAAGAAUGCGAAAAACAAUUUACUGAGAACUCAGCCUUUAUUAGACAUAAGAAGAUUCAUAUUGGAUAGAAUCUUAUAAAUACAAUUUAUGUGGGAAAGCCUCAUUUGGCAUUAACCAUUAGAAGAUUCCUACUAGAAAAUCACUUUAUAAAUGUAUGAAAUAUAGGAAAGUGUUUAGUAAUUUCUCAUGCUUUAUUCAUUAGCUGUUGAUUCAUAAGGGAAUGUGACUUACAAAAUCAUUUACAGAGGGCUGAUUAUAUGCCAAGCACACUGCUAAAUGCAGGGUAUACAGAUAGAAAAUGAAGCCAGUCACUGCUCAAGGAGCUUGAAGCUUCUUUGGGGAAAACAAUCCACAUAGAAGCAUUAAGAUUCAAGGAGGCUGGAAAGGCCCAGAGGUCCUCACUGUUCAGCUGUAGGGUCAACAUCGAAGCCAAAUAUUUUCUAUCAUGCAUUUGGGUGUCUUCCCCACAGAGACUUCCUAUCAUCAGUAGGAAUGGGGUUUGGAGAUGAUAAAUGACCAGUGAAUGCAUCUAUGAUAAGAGAAGUAGUUGAAUGAGGAAAAUAUCUUUGGAUCAAGUUUCUCAAAGAAGAAUUUGGUAUCUUAGACAUGGAGAGAACUUCUCUAUGGGUUAUUUUCCCCCAAAUAAGUUUCAUGCUCUUUGAGCAGAAACUGGCUUCUUUUUCUAUCUGUAUCCCCAGCACUUAGCACCGUGCUUGGCACAUAAUCAGCCCUCUGUAAAUGAUUAUAUUGUGUGAAUACACACAAACACACAUACAUACACACACACACACAGAGCAUUCCAAAAGUUUUAGUGCGGUUUUAAGCUAUUGAAGCCAUUUUCCCAGUACAAUUAUAAUGCAACAUUGUUUUUUGUUUC
Molecule: messenger RNA, 2374 nt
Organism: Vombatus ursinus (common wombat)
Lineage: Eukaryota; Metazoa; Chordata; Mammalia; Diprotodontia; Vombatidae
Product: zinc finger protein 239-like
Exons: 2
Coding region: 62-1051 (329 amino acids)
Biological process (GO): regulation of transcription by RNA polymerase II
Molecular function (GO): DNA-binding transcription factor activity, RNA polymerase II-specific; RNA polymerase II cis-regulatory region sequence-specific DNA binding
Source: RefSeq, a predicted model, not a curated record